Papilio machaon (common yellow swallowtail) is the source of this 1767-nucleotide messenger RNA. RefSeq names its product zinc finger protein 845. The record is from RefSeq and is a predicted model, not a curated record. Gene Ontology annotation, molecular function: zinc ion binding. Gene Ontology annotation, cellular component: nucleus. The coding region runs from base 48 to 1760 and encodes 570 amino acids. Lineage: Eukaryota; Metazoa; Arthropoda; Insecta; Lepidoptera; Papilionidae. The transcript has 6 exons.
GGUACUAAAGUGAUUAAUAUGAAUUUGUAUCUUGUUAAUUGAUUUUAAUGUGCAAAAUAAAGAUGGAUUGUGUUCAACUAUGCCGGUGUUGUUUAACCGUAGGUCUUCAUAAAGAUCUGGACAUUCCAUAUUUUUAUUUAGACAAGAGAGAAGUUUAUUCAGAUAUGUUAUCGGAGUGUUUUAACAUAGUAUUUUCACAGUUGUCCGCAGACAAAACAUACAACAUGAUAUGUGAAUCAUGCAUUACAAGCCUUCGUAGUUCACUUAUCUUCAAGCAACAGGUGGUUAAAGCUGAACAAGAUUUCAUUGAGUGGAUAAAAGAGAAAAAAGGCAAAGAUCAGAAGACAACAUCAGAAGUUAAAGAGGAACUAAAAGAGGAGAGUGAAAAUGAGUCGGAUGAUUACUUCUUGUGUGAUGCAGAAAAACCAACCAAAAUGAAACUAGAAAGUAAACUGUCAAAGAAGAGAAUGAAGGUAGAUAAGGGGGACUUAGAAGAUGUUGAACUUCAAACCAUCAAAAUAGAGCCAAAGCCAGAAAGUGAAGAGUCUGAUCACUUCCUAAGUGAUACUGAUGCCCGUGACGUCACAGAUUUGAAAGUAAACAAAAACAAAGCUAGUAAAAAGAGUAGAGUUACAAUUUCUAGUCAAAAAGAUAAAAAUAUCAACAUAAUGUGGACAACACGAAGAAAUAAUGAUAAAACUAAACACAAAGAGAACUUAAAAACUAUAUUACAAUACAGCAAUGCUACUCCAUUCAAGAAUGGAUCACAUUUAGGCUAUAUAUGUGGUUACUGCGAACAAACAUACAUAGAUCCUAAAGAUCUCCGCAACCAUACUAAGGAAUAUCAUGAAAAUGAACGUCUCCAAUUCAAAACAAACUUUUACAUGUCCGAAUUUAAUGUUAAAUUGGACGUUACAGAUCUAAAAUGUUCUAUAUGUGAUCUAAAUGUCAACAAUUUGAAUGAUUUUAAAACGCAUAUAGUUAAAUUUCAUAAUAAAAUUAUACAUAAUGAUAUAAAAGAUCAUUUGCAACAAUUUAAAUUGAAAAAAGGUGAUAUAUACGAUUGUGUUUUAUGUUCAGCAACUUAUGAAACAUUUAAAAUGUUAAAACAACAUAUGAAUAAUCAUUACAGUAAUUAUAUAUGUAAUAUAUGUAAUACACCAUUCGCUACAAAAAGAUCUUUAACAUCACAUAAAAGUACACAUAUUGAGGGUAGUUUUAAAUGUGAUCAUUGUACUAAAAUCUUUUCUAGUAAAGCUAAAAAAAUGUAUCACGAGAAAACUAAACAUUUAGGUGAAAGAAAUAUAAGUAAUUGUCAAUACUGUGAUCAAUCAUUCCGAAGUUAUUAUCAAAGGAAUCAACAUUUAAUCAAAGUACAUAAUGCAGAAGCUAAAUACAAAUGUAAUGUUUGUUCAAAAUCUUAUAUAUUAAAAUCAUUAUUAAUGAGUCAUAUAAAAAAGAAUCAUUUAUUAGAAAGAAAUUUUCAAUGUACCGAAUGUGGGUAUAAGUUUUUCAGUACAAAAGGACUUAAAGCACAUAUGGUUAAGCAUUCUGGUAUUAAAAAGUUUUCUUGUGAAGUCUGUAACAAGUCUUAUGCAAGAAAAUAUACUUUGAGAGAACAUAUGAGGAUACAUAAUAACGAUAGAAGGUUCAAAUGUGAUAUUUGUUCGGUCACUUUUGUACAGAAAUGUAGUUUAAAAAGUCACCUUUUAUCCAAUCAUGGUAUUAGUAUGGCGGCUAGUGAUAUCGUUUCAACAUAACCUCAAA